This is a messenger RNA of Peniophora sp. CBMAI 1063, 1215 nucleotides long. Lineage: Eukaryota; Fungi; Basidiomycota; Agaricomycetes; Russulales; Peniophoraceae. The record is from the annotation of a GenBank genome assembly.
AUGGAUCCCACUUACCCCCUUGUUCCGGUGGCGAAUCUGCUGGCCGCUUUCUUGACCUUUCUUACCUUCUUGACUACACCCCUUCGUGAUUCAUGGAACUUCGGCGUUUGCAUGCUUUCAGUGUGGGUCUCUCUGAGCUGUUUCUUCACCGGUAUCCAGGCCGUCAUCUGGAGGGACAAUGCAGAUACGACCAUUCUGCCAGUGUUUUGUGAUAUUGCGACGCGCAUACAAGUCGGCACUCUGGCUGGCAUGCCAGGCUGUACGCUUAUCAUUACACGAUGCCUCCACGACAUUGUGCGAUGCCGGACCGUCGCUUUUAAUGAUUCCGAUAAGCGCCGACGCGAAUUAGUGUUCGAUUUCUUCCUAGUGAUCGGCCUGCCCAUUGUUCUCCAGUUCUUCUACUACGUCGUUCAGAAUGCACGUUAUCAGGUCGUCGAACAGCUAGGGUGCAAUAUGGCGAUAUUGCCAUCUGGUAUGGCAAUACUUCUACUGAACAGCUUUCCGCUCGUGCUUUCGCUCAUAUCCGCGGUCUUUUACAUGUCGCGCAUACUCUACUUCCUCUGGAAACACAAACGCAACAUGGGCCAUCUCUUUGGGCGGCAGAUCGCCAUCAAGCGCAGUGUCUACUUGCGCAUCUUCGCUCUCGGGAUGAUCAACUUCCUCACAUCCAUAACCGCCUCCAUCGUGAACUUCUUCCCGUUUCCCAUGCCGGUAUUCUACCCCGGCUGGGCCGCCGUCCACGCGGACUGGACGCCAGUCUCGAUCUCAGCAGCGGAGUGGCAUUCUCAAGGUCCGCUCAUAGUCUUCACGAAUGUGUGGGACGUCUGGAUCAACGCGUGGCUUGGAUUUGCCAUCUUCGGCCUGUUCGGGCUCACGCGGGAAGCGCGGCAGACGUACGUGCGCGCGUUUCGCAUCGCCACCCGCUGGACGGGACGGCCACGUACGCGUGGCUCUGAGUUGACGAUCCUGAGACUUCCCUCCACGCACCCCAAUAGGUCGAUGGAGCAGGCCGAUCUUAAGCGUCAGGCAUCGACGGCCAGUACACUAGUGACCCCAGCAUCAGCCCCGGGCCGUUUACAAGCAUUCACCAUCGAGAUCUCAGUCACCGUCGAGCGGCACAUGGACUUGGACGAAGAAAGCGCAGCGAGUACUCUACACGGGCCAGACUCGUAUAAGAUGGAAGGCGAUGACCAGGAAGGCAUCGCGAUGGCAUGA